Alternaria atra is the source of this 1497-nucleotide messenger RNA. RefSeq lists its product as uncharacterized. The record is from RefSeq and is a predicted model, not a curated record. Bases 1 to 1497 code for a protein of 498 amino acids. NCBI's taxonomy places the organism in Eukaryota, Fungi, Ascomycota, Dothideomycetes, Pleosporales, Pleosporaceae. The transcript has a single exon.
AUGGCCAACAUUCCGCUUCACUGCAAUAUUUGCCCCAAGAAGCCAACCUUCAGCGAUGUCUCGCAUCUACUCACGCACAUUGCCAGCAAAGGUCACUUAUCCAACUACUACAAGGUCAAGGUCCGGUCCACCAACGAGGAAGCAUCUCGCCGGCUCAUUGAGACGUAUGACCAGUGGUAUGCCGAAUGGGCUGUCGAGGAGCUCAUGUCGGAGCGGAUGAAUCAAAAGGACAAACGCCGCACCCGUGCGAGGCCCACUGGUAUGCCCCUCACCUUCAUCCCGUGGUACUUCAGACUGUUACUAACUCCACGCGAUGCAGCUCGGCCCACGCCUCCACUCAAGAUUGGGGCCCCGGUGCCACGCUCCGUACGCCGCGCCGCCGCAAGCAACCUCCUUGAUCCGCGCCUAUCUGACCAGCAGCAUACCAGGAUCAAGCUGGAGCAGUCACCUUCUCCGACGCCGCAGCCCAAUGGGCCGGUGCUUCGCAAUCGCAAUACCUUUGCACCCUAUAUGCAAUACUGGCCUACAGAGUCGCGCGCCAGCUCCCGUAGCUACACCAACCCAGACUACGAUACGUCUAGUGAAUACUCAGACCCGAGCGAGAGGCGGCGGCCAUACCGAUACACUGCUGCAGCUUCAUGUGCCAUCGAGGACGAGCCUGCCGAGGUGGCAGAUCCAAUGGCUGUCAGUGAAUCAACCAAACUCAAAGGAGUAUACUGGCCUGGCAUGGACAUCUUCGACUCUGCUACCCUAGAGAUGCGGCGUAAGAGGAAUCAGAAGAAGGACAGCUCCGUUGUGGAACAGCUUGAGCUCAACUCUCAAGAAGUCGAGGCUACUGAACUCAUCUUCACCCCAUUGGGCACUUUCAAACGCCAGCGCAGGAUUUCUUGCUCGGAGUCUGACGAAGAGGACGAGAUCGAGAUCAAGGCUGAGAGUCCUCAGCCGGUGCACAGGCGGCCUGCACUUGCCAACCUAGAUGCCAACGCUACUCGCCGCUCCACUAGGCAGUCCAAGCAGCCCGUAUUUCCCUUCCUCAGCCGCAAUCAAUACGAUGAAGACUGCAGCCGCUCUGGCUAUGAAAACAGUCACAAAAACCGUGCUCCGAAGCGGAAACGAUUCGAUGUCUUCCAAGAUGACGAUGAUGUCCCAUUUUCACAGCCCAGCAGCAUGAACUAUCUUACGUCUGGAUUUACACACCAAGCAUCUCCCUCCCCAGCACCUGCAUUCACUUCCUACAAACCCUUCAACGAUCCUUUCCAGUACGAGAACAAGGAGAAUAUUGUACCAUCGUUCCAUCAGACAGGUUACAGUAACUUUCAUGGCCACCAGAGCAAUGGCUAUCAGUACCCCGCCUACUCCUAUGGCAUUGGUCCUGAUCAACAGGCCUUUCAAUACACCAGCCAUCUCUACAACACCACAAGCGCCUACCAGCAGCAGGAUCAAGACGAUGAUGACCAACGCACAAUUACGGCGCCGCCCUCGCCAUCAACGAGCUGA